AUGAUGGGUACAAGUCGCGUCGCCGCGCGGCAGCUGCGGGCAGUGUGGGCUGCUCCGCGAGGAGCGUUUGGCUUGCGCUCGAAAGCUGGCAACACGACAGUGCACGCCCCAGUUGCAAUGCACGCUGGAAAGAACGCGAUCAAGAACGUUGCGCGACUCCCGACAGCGACUGCAGUGAGCUCAAGCAAACGCUGCUGCGUCGCGAGGCCUCAAGUUGGACCGCAUAUGCUGCUUAGUAGGUUUCAGCUGCAUCGUCUGCUCGCGCUCAAGCAGAAAACUGCCACCCGAGCAGCCAAACGAGCAGCAAAAGCAGAAAUUAAAAAGACAGCAGCUGCCUCUGCAGCCGAUGGGAAUCUCCGACUGCGCAAUUCGUUGGUGCUUCGUUUCAGCAAUGAGAACUCCUAUUUAAAUUGGGCAAGAAAUGGAGUGUUGUCCUCAGCUGUUGGAGUUGCCAUGUAUGCACAAGAACAUCAUCGUGGAGCGCAACUUAGUGGCGCGGGACUGCUUCUGUUGGGCUUCGGAUACAUUGGCGUGGGCACGGCCAAGUACAUUUAUUACAUCUUCCGCUUCCGCCACGUCAUGGAGCUGUCAUGGGCAAGCGUCUUUGGAACGAUUUCCCAUGCGGCGUGGGGGUUAGCAAUUUGGCUGACCGCUGUUGCCUCUUUUCUGGAAAGUGUGCCUCUCGAGCUCGAUGCGAUGCUGCUGACGGAGCCGAUUGCAAGCUACUUGCCUUUUCGGAUUCGUCAAGGUCUGAUCGAGACCUAUAGUCUCCAUUUGGACGACCUCGAGCACCACUCUGACGAGCAAGAGCGCGUGAUGCGUGCAAUCCGCGGUGAUCGGACAGCGCCGGAGCUGAUGGACGUUGAAGAGGGCGAGAAGCUGCCUCCGCAGUUGGAAGCCCAGCUGAUUGAGCAGAACCUGCACGCAGCCCCGAGUCCAGCAGUCGUAGGUCCUGUAUCUCCCCCAUCCUGA
Molecule: messenger RNA, 972 nt
Organism: Hyaloperonospora brassicae
Lineage: Eukaryota; Oomycota; Peronosporomycetes; Peronosporales; Peronosporaceae
Source: the annotation of a GenBank genome assembly